Molecule: messenger RNA, 681 nt
Organism: Entrophospora candida
Lineage: Eukaryota; Fungi; Glomeromycota; Glomeromycetes; Entrophosporales; Entrophosporaceae
Source: the annotation of a GenBank genome assembly
AUGUACAAUAUUGUAUCUGAAAAUUUACAAGAAUUUAAUGAAUAUUUUGUAGAAAAUUUUCAUAGCCUAAUUCAUCAACAUACUACAGCUCUUUUCCUUAUUGAAUUUUUUCAAAACAUUUGGCCUAAUUCAACAUCUCCACAGCAUGCACCACAAUCUAUAACAAGACCAAUUAAAUCAACUGGUCAUAAGUUUUUUGUAUUAAAUGAAAUUAUGAAAAUAGGGACUUUACCUACAGGAUAUCACACAAAAAGUCCUCCAAACUUCAACAUAUUUUGUGAUGCAAAAGAUUGUGAUAUUAAUAUAGAAAUUGAUCAAUUACAACUUUAUGGAAAAGUUCUAAUAUGUGGUCACGGAUAUCAUAAUGAGUGUUUUCAAAAGAUGAGUUUUAAAUGUCAUUAUUGUUUAGAUUAUCUUGUAGAUGGAAUUAAUGUAUUAUCAUCCUCUUACAAUGAUAGAUUGGAAACACAAAUACUUCUUGAAAACAAAAAUUCAGAUUCAAAUUUACCUCCAGCUCAACUAAUAUUCUAUCUUGAGUUGUUAAAUGGACUCGCACAACAAUUUCCUGAUUUUAAGAUCAGUAAUGUAGAAUUGGCAAAAGUUUUUACAAUUUCUUGGAGGAAUGCUGGCACUGAAUAUACAGACGAAUUUAUCAUCCUAGCCGAUAAACUUGGACUCUAA